Messenger RNA from Lathyrus sativus (Indian pea), 594 nucleotides. The record is from the annotation of a GenBank genome assembly. Lineage: Eukaryota; Viridiplantae; Streptophyta; Magnoliopsida; Fabales; Fabaceae.
AUGGAGGAUGAGAUUCAAGCAUGCAAGUUUCCGAGACUCGGAAAUGUUGUAAACAACUUAAACAAUUCUAGCAACAAGAAUUUAGGUUCUGGUAGAAGGAAGAAUGUUGGAGGAGUUACUAGGAGUGAUUUUCAGAGAAGCUGGCAGGAGCGGCAGCAGGAGGAAGAAAACUCUUCGAGAAUCGUUAGAGUGUCGAGAGGUUCGGGUGGAAAAGAUAGACACAACAAAGUGAUGACUUCGAAGGGUUUACGAGAUAGAAGAGUUAGGCUCUUGGUUACCAUGGCUAUUCAGUUUUAUGAUGUGCAAGAUAGACUUGGUUAUGAUCAACCGAGUAAAGCGGUUGAUUGGUUAAUCAAGGCUGCUUCGGAUUCUAUCUCGGAGUUGCCUUCUCUCAACAACGUGCUCGCUCAAAUUGAAGCGAAGAGUGAUGAGAAGAGGCAACAAGAGUUUGAGUUUGAUGAUGAAAGACUGAAGAAGAAUCUUUGUUUGUCUAAGUCUGCUUGUAGCAGCACUUAUGAGACAAGUAAAGAAAAUGAGUCUUAUUCCACCAAAUCCAAAGCCUACCAUUAUCAUGGUUUUGGUAAUUAUCUAUAG